Messenger RNA from Centropristis striata (black sea bass), 1713 nucleotides. It is a transcript of the gene utp23, whose product is annotated as UTP23 small subunit processome component. The transcript is spliced from 3 exons. The record is from RefSeq and is a predicted model, not a curated record. Gene Ontology annotation, cellular component: small-subunit processome; nucleolus. NCBI's taxonomy places the organism in Eukaryota, Metazoa, Chordata, Actinopteri, Perciformes, Serranidae. Gene Ontology annotation, molecular function: small ribosomal subunit rRNA binding. The coding region runs from base 295 to 1056 and encodes 253 amino acids.
GGGGCAAACACAACCAUAGACAUCUUAUAUCAUAUGUAUAUGUCUAUGAACACAACACCUGACCGGAACCAUCGUCCUACAUCCUGUUUCCGCCCGGAGUCAUUUGAAGCAGGCACUGCAAGCGUGUUGUGUAUACUGGAAACGUCCAUGCUUAAAUAUCUGAUAGUGAUGAUUCAAGUAUUUCAGUAAAGGGCAGCCAUAAAACGAGUCAAUGUAACCGGAAGAAUAAUCUUCAGCGACAAACGGACAUUUUAUCGUGCAAACAUAUAGAUCUGACUUCUCCAGUCAGCCGCCAUGGGGCUUAAGCGACAGAAACAAGCCAAGAAAACUAUAAGUUUCUACAAAUACAACUUCAGCUUCAGGGAACCCUUUCAGAUCCUCAUCGAUGGGACUUUUUGUCAGGCGGCUUUGAAGAACAAGAUCCAGAUAAAGGAACAAAUGCCCAAAUACCUGAUGGGAGAGGUGCAGCUGUGUACCACAAGCUGUGCUCUGAAAGAACUGGACACUCUGGGGAAAGAGCUUUAUGGAGCCAAAAUCAUCCUGCAGAGGUUUCAGGCGAGGAGGUGUCCACAUUUUAAGGAGCCUGUUUCUGCUUCAGAGUGUCUGCUGUCCAUGCUGGGGGACACAAACCCACACCACUACUUUGUGGCAACACAGGACCACACAUUAACUGCAGGCCUGAAGAAGAUCCCUGGCGUUCCUCUGCUCUACAUCAUCCUCAACACCAUCGUGCUGGACAAGCCCUGCCAGACGUCCCUCGACCACGUCCAGGCCGUCCAGCUGGGAGAGCUGGUGAGCCCGGCCCAGCAGCAGAGCAUCCGCAGCCUGAAGGAGGAGCAGGGCAUCGGCCAGAAGGACGGAGAGAGGCGGGGGAAGAAGAGAAAGAGGAAACAGAGCAACCCCAAUCCUCUGAGCUGCCUGAAAAAGAAGAAGAAAGGCGGGCCGACACCACCCAAGAAGACUGAGCAGGGGGAGAAGAAGAAAAGGAGUCGACACAAGAAACAGAAGACGGAAGGAGGUGACAACAUGUCUGCUCCUGUUGCUACAAAUACAUAGUUCAGGAGGAAGACAGGGACUUUUUUUUCUUGCAUAAAUAUUAUUUGAAGAUAUCCAUGAUCCCAAUCCUAAAUAAUAAGACUCACAGUCUGUAUUUACAAUCUUACAGCAUAGAAUAAAUGAACGUUUAUCACAUGAUUACAUUUUAAAAUACUGCUUAUUGUAUUUGUUUUAUUUUGAAAAAUGUGCAACAGUUUCCGGGACUCAAGACUUACAGGCAUAAGACUGAAACUGGCAUUAUUUUUAAGAUUGACAAGAUUUGUUUUGGCUUUUUAUACAAAAUAAAAAAGCAGGUUUACAGGCACAUAGUUCAGCAUAUAAGAUGCACUCAGACAUUACAUGAAAUACAGUUCAUAUGGAAGGGGAGACCAAAAGUGAUGCAGUCAGCUGCAGAAGCAUAAGAAGAGUUGUCUCAGUAACUUGUUUGUCUGCAAGUUUUUUUUUUUCCUGUUAACUGUAAUAUUUUGUAAUUGAAUCUUCAGUAUUUUCCCAAGUCCAAACAACCACGUUCAUAACAAAUAUAUCCAUUCACUCUUCACUUGAUAUUGAAAAUGAUAUUAUCAAGUCAUUCUUUAGAUUAAAAAUCCAUUUUGCUCUUAAAUAAAAAAGCAGUGAAUUCUCUUCAUAUGUUAUGUUAAUAAAUUAAUAUUGAACAAG